Hemiscyllium ocellatum (epaulette shark) is the source of this 429-nucleotide messenger RNA. RefSeq names its product alanine and arginine-rich domain-containing protein. NCBI's taxonomy places the organism in Eukaryota, Metazoa, Chordata, Chondrichthyes, Orectolobiformes, Hemiscylliidae. The record is from RefSeq and is a predicted model, not a curated record. The transcript has 2 exons. The coding region runs from base 1 to 429 and encodes 142 amino acids.
AUGAGCGCUGACAGCCAGUAUGAGGACAGUGUCUCUGAUCUGCUGCUGGAGAACAUCAAACACAGGCUGCUGAGCGCCUUCAGGGUAACCUCCGCCCAGAGAGAGCCGCCUGCUUCCUGGUCCCUCAGCACCAACCCUCGGGCUGAUCAGGAACUCCGCAGGGCCAAGAUCGAUGGGGCCAUCACUUGGCUCCGGACUGAACUGUUGGAGAUGCGAUCCCAGGAUCGGGAGCUCGCUAAAACCUUGUUGGAGUUAAACCGGGAAAUCCAGAAGCUCAGGAAUGAACAGGAAUUCUGCAGAAAUGUGCGCAGCGAGUCUCCUUCAGAGCUUCGGGAUCCUGAAAUUCAAACUUCCAGGCAACCAGACAAGGAAGGAGAGCAGGAGUUGCUCAGUUCCAGGAGCAGCAGAGAGCAAACUGACCGAUUCUAG